AUGCGUCUGGUGAUCACGGAGGACGGAGCGGGAGCCGCUCAGUGGGUGGCGGCCCUUGUCAAGCGACGUAUUACCGAGUUCGCGCCCACCGCCGAGCGGCCGUUCGUCCUGGGCCUCCCCACCGGCAGCUCUCCCAUCGCCACCUACAAGAUCCUGGUUGAGUAUGUGAAGAAGGGCGAGCUGUCGUUCAAGCACGUGGUGACCUUCAACAUGGACGAGUACGUCGGUCUGUCGCGCGACCACCCCGAGUCCUACUGGGCGUUCAUGCACCGUCACCUGUUCGACCACAUCGACGUCCCCAAGCAGAACAUCAACAUCCUCAACGGCAACGCCCCUGAUCUCGAGGCGGAAUGCAAGGCCUACGAAGAGAAGAUCGCCAGCUAUGGUGGAAUCCACCUCUUCCUCGCCGGCAUCGGCACUGAUGGCCACAUCGCGUUCAACGAGCCCGGAUCGUCCCUCGCCUCGCGCACCCGCUCUGUGACGCUGGCCUAUGAGACUAUCGUGUCCAACUCGCGCUUCUUCGGCGGUGACGUCACGCAAGUGCCCAAGCGCGCUGUGACCGUUGGCGUGGGCACCGUCAUGGAUGCCAAGGAGGUGGUUAUCAUCAUCACCGGUGUUUCCAAGGCCAUUGCUCUUCAGCAGGUCGUUGAGGGCGCCAUGAGCCACCAGUGGACGGCCUCCGCCGUCCAGAUGCACCCCAAUGGCAUCAUCGUCGCCGACGAAGACGCCACCAACGAACUCAAGGUCAAGACUGUCAAGUACUGGAAGGGCGUGGAGCAGACCGAGAGCCUCUGA
Molecule: messenger RNA, 795 nt
Organism: Acanthamoeba castellanii str. Neff
Lineage: Eukaryota; Discosea; Longamoebia; Acanthamoebidae
Product: glucosamine6-phosphate deaminase
Exons: 8
Coding region: 1-795 (264 amino acids)
Biological process (GO): D-glucosamine catabolic process; N-acetylglucosamine catabolic process; N-acetylneuraminate catabolic process
Cellular component (GO): cytoplasm
Molecular function (GO): glucosamine-6-phosphate deaminase activity; identical protein binding
Source: RefSeq, a predicted model, not a curated record